AUGAGUCUUUCUAAGUGCGACCGGGCCGUCGGCGUCGAGUCGGACGGUUCCUUGCGAAACCAAAGACAGUCCGAUGCCGAAGCCAAAAGCCCAACCGAGGGUCUCUGCACCCCUACGCCCCAAGACGAGCAGAGGCCGGUCUUAGCUGCUUCCAAAGAGGACCGAUUUACAGCCACGGAGGAGAUUGAGCUACCAGGAUGGGCGAGCAGAAAGAUUUGUACUCCUGAUCAUACUACGCUGGAGUCUCGCCGGCGUGGGGUUUUGUUCGAAGAUCUAUCUGUUCACGGGUUGGGUUCCGCGGUCCGAGUUCAACCAACAGUUCUCUCAACCCUUUGCUACCCAUUCAUUCAGUUAUUCAAUGUUUUGAGAGGAAAGGGUGAUGAUUCGGUGCAGCAAACCAUCCUUUAUGGGUUCAAUGGCGUGCUAUUCCCAGGAGAGAUGCUUUUGGUACUAGGUCGGCCAGGGAGCGGGUGUUCCACGUUUCUAAAAGCGCUUUGCGGGCGCUAUGAUGGCCUGAGCCUAGAUGAGCUCAGCAAGAUUCAGUACAAGGGAAUAUCACUCAAGAAAGUUGUGGCCGAGUUUAGGGGUGAAGUGGUCUACAACGCAGAGGCGGACAAUCACUUCCCCCAUUUGACUGUUGGUGAAACUCUUUCCUUUGCGGCGCAUGCGCGUACUCCUCGGAAUCAAGUGGGUGCAGCCAGUCGAAGAGAUUAUGCCCAGUCAGCUGUUAAUGUCACCAUGAAUCUCUUUGGUCUUUCACACCUAUACGAUUCAAAGGUGGGGGAUGACUAUGUUCGGGGCGUUAGUGGAGGGGAGAGGAAAAGAGUUAGCAUUGCAGAGAUGGUGCUUUCUCGGGCCUGCUUUGGUGCAUGGGACAAUAGCACGCGAGGCCUCGAUGCUGUUACGGCGUUGGAGUUUGUCCGCGCGCUUCGUCAGGCAGCCGAUCUUACAGGAUCCUGCCAUGCCGUCGCCGCCUAUCAGGCUUCUGAGCCUAUUUACAAUACCUUUGACCACGUCAUUGUUCUUUACGAAGGGCGUGAAGUUUUCUUUGGCCCUUCUCAGCGUGCCGUGGAAUAUUUUGAAGAGAUGGGAUGGGAACGACCUGCUCGACAGACAAGUGCUGAUUUCCUUGCUGCUGUGACUGAUCCUGGGGAGCGGCAGUCUCAUGUUGGAAUGGAAGAUAGAGUUCCUCGUCACGCUGCAGAGUUUGAGGCUUAUUGGAAGCAAAGUCCAGAUCAUGCAGCACUCCAGGCCUUGGUUCAACGAUACGCUCGGGAACACCCUCUUGAUAGCACAGAAGAAGCUAGAUUUGCUGGCCUGAAGCACGAGGAACAAGCUGAGCAUGCGCGGCCAUCGUCGCCCUACCUUCUCUCUCUAGGCUUGCAGAUACGUUUGUGCUUAACCAGAGCCUUCCAGCGAACGCGCAACGACAUCGCAUCCAUAAUUGCGACAGCCAUCGUCCAAAUUGUGGUAGCCGUCAUUAUUGGGUCCCUCUUUUACGCUAUUCCCGAUAACUCGGAGGGAAUGGGUCAGAGAGCCACCGUGCUAUUCUUGGCCGUUCUAACUAAUGCGCUAAUUGCCAUGCUUGAAAUCAACGUCCUGUUCAGCCAGAGACCAAUUGUUGAGAAGCAAACGGCUUUUGCAUUUGUACAUCCCUUCACUGAAGCACUCGCUGGAAUUAUUCUAGAUCUUCCGAUCAAGCUAUUUCGCUGUUUGCUGGCCGGUGUCAUACUCUACUUCAUGUCUGGCCUCCGCAGAGAGGCGUCGCAUUUCUUCAUUUACAUCCUGUUCCAGCUAACCGCGGUCGUGACAAUGUCGGGAAUGUUUCGCACUUUGGCCAGCAUGACCCGCGCCGUCGGUGAAGCCAUGGCUCUGGCAGGUAUUAUGAUCAUGUGCAUUGCAGUUUACACAGGCUUCACCUUGCCUCAGUUUGACAUGCAUCCGUGGUUCGCCUGGAUCCGAUGGGUCAAUCCCAUAUUUUACGCAUAUGAAGGUAUCGUGGCAAACGAGUUUCACGACCGCUUGUUUGAAUGCAACGACUUUAUACCAAACUAUCUACCGUCGGUGCGAUUUAAUUCUUUCACAUGCUCCUCCAUUGGUUCGAUUGCAGGAGAGCUUCUCGUUUCAGGGGACAGGUACAUUUGGGAAGGCUACGAAUACUCAUACAAACAUAUCUGGCGAAACUUUGCGAUCAUGAUAGCUUUUACGGUGUUCUUCCACGUUGUCCAUCUUGUGCUCACAGAAUAUGCCCCAAAAAGCCAGUCUGCUGCUGAAGUAUUGGUAUUUCGUCAAGGAAACGUCCCCAAAGUCUCGCAUCGCGAUCUGGAGCUUGGGGAGCAGCAAUUUUCCGGAAAGGAAGGCAGAAAUCUCCACUCAAAGAUAGACCCCUUCCCAAAACAGAAGGAUAUUCUCAGCUGGAGGGGGCUAAACUACGAAAUUCCUGUUAAGGGUGGACAUAAGAGACUGCUUGAGGAUGUGAAUGGCUGGGUGAAGCCAGGUACACUCACUGCUUUGAUGGGUGUAUCCGGGGCAGGUAAAACGACUCUGCUGGACGUCCUCGCUCAACGUGCAUCUGUGGGAGUUAUUACUGGAGAAGUCCUCGUCAAUGGCAAUGCACUUGACCCUAGCUUUUGCCGGAAAACCGCCUAUGUUCCCCAGCAGGACCUCCAUCUAGAAACCGCAACAGUUCGCGAAGCUCUUCAAUUUAGUGCGGCACUGAGACGACCACGCUCUGUGCCAACUGAAGAGAAGAAUGCAUUUGUUGAGGAUGUUAUCCAGAUGCUCGGCAUGGAAGAAUUCGCCGAGGCCGUCAUUGGCCACCCAGGUGCCGGUCUAAACGGAGAGCAGAGAAAGCUUUUGAGUAUUGGUGUUGAACUUGCUGCGAAGCCCCAAUUACUAAUUUUUCUUGAUGAGCCCACCAGUGGCUUGGACGCUCACAGCUCAUGGGCAAUCUGUGCCUUUAUGAAAAAACUGGCGGAUCACGGACAGGCUGUUCUUGCCACAAUCCACCAGCCCAGUGCAAACUUGUUUGAGCAAUUUGACCGCUUACUGCUUCUUGGAAAAGGUGGCCGGACGCUGUAUUUUGGAGACGUAGGGCAUCGAGCCCGGACUCUUCUCGACUAUGUCGAAAAGAAUGGAGGGCGUCGCUGCGGGUUGGCUGAAAACCCAGCCGAGUAUAUUAUUGAGGUGAUUGGGGCUGACGCCCAUGGCCAAACUCAAACCAUAGAUUGGGUGAAUGUGUGGAAUCAGAGCCCAGAACACCAGCAAGUUGUCAAAGAAUUAGAUUAUUUGGCUUCAUUGGCCUCUGGUACAUCAACCACUGCCAACCUUGCCCACGAAAGGGACGAAUUUGCAAUGCCCAUUUGGAACCAGUGCCGUCGUGUCAUCAAGCGUGACUUCCAGCAGUAUUACCGCCAACCCGAUUACAUCAUGUCCAAAUUCGCCCUGGGAAUUGUUUGUGGCCUUUUCAUAGGUUUCUCUUUCUGGAAGUCAGAUAAUUCUCGCCAGGGGUUUCAAAACACUUUGUUCAGCCUCUUUCUCCUAUGCACUAUUUUCUCUACAAUGGUAAACCAGAUAAUGCCAAAAUUUGUCACCCAGAGAUCACUAUAUGAGUUACGCGAGAGGCCGUCCAAGGCUUACUCUUGGAAAGUAUUCCUUCUCUCUCAAUUCCUGGUCGAGUUGCCAUGGCAAAUUCUGCUUGGUAUUUGCACAUGGGCAUCUUUCUAUUUUUCUGUUUACGGCGGCAACCAAUCACCCCAGCGCCAAGGGCUUGUUCUCUUAUUUGUCGUUGAAUUCUUCAUAUUUGCAUCCAGUUUCGCUCAGUUCGUCGUUGCCUCUUUACCCAGCGCUGCUCUCGGAAGCAUGUUGGCCGUCUUCAUGUUUUUGCUGUCCCUCUUAUUCAAUGGCAUCAUGCAGCCACCCAGUGCCCUCCCUCACUUUUGGAGAUUCAUGAACCACGUAUCUCCACUGACGUACUAUGUGAGCGGGAUCAGUGCGACCGCAUUGCAUGACCGCCCUAUCCAAUGUUCAGAUCGCGAGUUGAGCCUAUUUGACCCACCUGUAGGGCAAACUUGCGGUCACUAUUUGGCACAAUUCCUAGUCACAGCCGACGGUCAACUUUACAAUCCAGAUUCUUCUCAAGAUUGUCAGUACUGCGCCUACCGAUCGGCAGAUCAGUAUCUUGCUAUCAGAGACAUUGCUUGGGAUGAUCGGUGGAGAAACUUUGGGAUCUUUUGGGUCUAUAUUGUAUUCAACGUCAUUGGUGCGAUUGUACUAUACUAUGUGUUCCGAGUCUUGCCGCAUUCGAGAAAGACUCGGGUGCACAUUGGUCGUAGUUGA
Molecule: messenger RNA, 4338 nt
Organism: Penicillium cataractarum
Lineage: Eukaryota; Fungi; Ascomycota; Eurotiomycetes; Eurotiales; Aspergillaceae
Product: CDR ABC transporter
Exons: 5
Coding region: 1-4338 (1445 amino acids)
Biological process (GO): transmembrane transport
Cellular component (GO): membrane
Molecular function (GO): ATP hydrolysis activity; ATP binding; ABC-type transporter activity
Source: RefSeq, a predicted model, not a curated record